Messenger RNA from Coregonus clupeaformis (lake whitefish), 874 nucleotides. RefSeq names its product claudin-4-like. Bases 160 to 795 code for a protein of 211 amino acids. Gene Ontology annotation, cellular component: bicellular tight junction; plasma membrane. The record is from RefSeq and is a predicted model, not a curated record. NCBI's taxonomy places the organism in Eukaryota, Metazoa, Chordata, Actinopteri, Salmoniformes, Salmonidae. The transcript is spliced from 3 exons. Gene Ontology annotation, biological process: cell adhesion; bicellular tight junction assembly. Gene Ontology annotation, molecular function: structural molecule activity.
AUCACACACCAGCUACAUAACAGACCACUGCUUUACACAGAUCAACUACCAACACCUGAAUUAAGAGAGUAGAAUUUCCUUUUUAAAGAGAAGGAAAACCCUUGACACAGAACUUUACUUUUCAAAUUUCCAAUCAAGACAAGAGGACACAUCAUAAGGAUGGGAUCUGCUGGGGUACAGAUUGUAUGUGUGGCCCUUGGGGUCCUGGGCCUGAUCGGGGGCAUUGUGUGCUGUGCCAUCCCUAGGUGGAGAGUGUCAUCAUUUACAGGACAGAACAUUGUAACGGCACAGGAAACUGAAGAGGGCCUGUGGAUGAACUGUGUGGUGCAGAGCACGGGCCAGCAGCAGUGUAAGAGCUACGAGUCCUUGCUGGUGCUGCCAUCUGACCUGCAGGCGGCCCGCGCCAUGACCAUCAUCAGCUGCAUGGUCACCUCCCUGGCCAUCCUCAUCCUGUUCGCCGGCGCCGACUUCACCACCUGUGUGGAGAACGAGGACAUCAAGCCCAAGAUCAGCCUUGUGGCCGGGAUCGCCCUGUUGGUGUCUGGCCUCCUCCUCAUCAUUCCCGUCAGCUGGUCGGCCCACAAAGUCAUCAGCGACUUCUACAACCCCCUUGUGGCCCAGAAGAUGGAGCUGGGAACCUGUAUCUUUAUUGGCUGGGCUGCUGGGGUGCUGCUGAUUCUGGCUGGAGGCCUGCUCAUGUGCUUCAGCAGAGCCAAAUCUGGCAGCUCGGGAAGAACCGCUAAGUACUACAGCAACAGCGCCUCAGCCCCCGCCACCAACAAGAACUACGUGUAGAGCAUGUAGUACACCUCUGUAUGUUUGUACAGUGGGGAAAAAAGGAUUAAGUCAGCCACCAAUUGUGCAAGUUCUCCCA